CUCAAAACCAAUGAUGAAUGAGCACGGUACUGAUCUUUGAGUCGAAUAUGGGUUUGGAUGACUGAGAAAAAUUCAUAAUUGGCUGGAAUCCGCAUACAGAACAAAAGUCUCCUCAUGUUAGUUUUAGUGAGCAGGUGCACUUUGCGGCGCACUUUGCAGCGCCCUGCAACAAUUGACUUUUUAGCGGCAAUCGGUACAACAAUACCCAAGUCUACCACCAUUAGAACAAGCCCAUUUCGUCGCAGGCUGUUCUCAACAACACCUAAUAAUCAGAAGACACAGCCAAAAAUCAAAGGACGUGAUAUGGAUCAAGGUGUUCGUGUUGCCAUUGCCGGCUGUGGUCACGGAACGCUAGAUGCCCUCUAUGCAUCUGCGCAGGCAUCCUGCGAAGCCCGAGGAUGGGACAAUUUAGACAUCUUCAUUAUCGGAGGUGAUUUCCAAGCUGUUCGCAAUGCCAAAGAUCUCUCAGUUAUGUCGGUGCCAGCCAAGUACCGUGAAUUGGGGGAUUUCCCAGAGUAUUACAGCGGCAAGAAAAAGGCGCCGUACUUAACCGUAUUCGUAGGCGGGAACCACGAGGCCAGUGCGCAUUUAUGGGAGCUGUACUACGGAGGCUGGGUUGCACCCAACAUUUACUACAUGGGCGCCGCUAACGUCCUGCGUCUUGGUCCUCUACGAAUUGCUGGUAUGGGCGGUAUCUACAACGAACCUCACUACGACAAAGCUCACUAUGAACGACUCCCUUUUAGCCGGAGUCAUAUGUCCAGCUUCUACCAUACACGUGAAUUCGACGUGCGCAAACUCUUGCAAAUGCGUGAGCAAGUUGACGUCGUAUUAAGCCAUGACUGGCCAAGGGCUAUAGAGAACCAUGGUAACACCGCCUCUCUGUUCGAGUGGAAGCCUCAUUUCAAGAGGGAAAGUCUCGAUGGCUCGUUGGGAAACCCAGGAGCUGGAUAUGUCAUGGAUCGACUAAGACCAGGGUAUUGGUUUUCAGCCCAUAUGCAUUGCAAAUAUCCCGCUGUCAAAAAAUACCAAGAUCCAACUAAAGCUGAGCUAGCUCAGAUGGAAAAGGCACAGGAGCAGCAGAAGGCUGCAGCUAUAGCACUUCAGCAGGAGGCUGUCGCCAACCCAGACGAGAUUGAUUUGGAUAUGGACGAUGAAGCGGAACCCUCGCCAGCCGAACCAGCUGAUGCCACAGUCCCUUCAGAACCCGAAGUUGCAACCCCAGUAGAUGCUGUACCCAAAGAGCUCCGCGAACAAUUGCCGGCAUCCUUCGAUAAGCCAGUACAAAGGCCACCCGGAGUCAAUCCAGGCCAACCAGUCCCGCCGACCAUCAAGAACAAAACCGUGCGUUUCCUCGCCUUAGACAAGUGUCUCCCGGGACGCAAAUAUCUCCAGCUGUGCGAUAUACAUCCAAUUAGCGAAUCGCCCACGGAUAAGUCAAAAUCAUCAAAUAACUCAAAGCAGCGCUACGUAUUAGAGUACGAUCCAGAAUGGCUUGCGAUUACGCGUGCCUUCGCGCCGUAUCUAACCAUUGGCGGGCAGCACAUGAGCCAGGCACCCCCGGACCUAGGCGAAGAGGUUUAUCGGCCGAUGAUCGAUCGGGAGCGCGCUUGGGUGGAUCUGAACAUCGUCGACAAGGGCAAGCUAGCUGUGCCCCACAACUUCGCCCUCACCGCAACGCCUCACCGUCGGGGCGUCGAUCCCGACUUCGUGGAUGAGCAGCCGGAUGAGCAUACGAAUCCGCAAACGACAACGUUCUGCGAGCUCCUUGGCGUGCCGAAUCUCUGGGAUGCGACUCCCGAGGAGAGGGCGAGACGCAAGGAGGAGGGUCCUAAGGUUACAUCUGCGGAACCGAGAUUUAGUCGCGGUGGUGGGUUCGCUGGAAGAGGUGGUGGAAGAGGUGGUGGAAGAGGUCAUGACAAAUCUACACAAAGGGAGAAGUUCGUUAAGGGAGGAAGAGGAUGGGGCAAGUCGGUUAAUGACGCUACCGAGAAGAUAGAUUGGUUUUCAAAGUGAUUUGUGCAGUGUCAUUAGAAGCUCACGAAUUAGUUCGGAGA
Messenger RNA from Annulohypoxylon maeteangense, 2057 nucleotides. Its product is annotated as lariat debranching enzyme, C-terminal domain-containing protein. The record is from RefSeq and is a predicted model, not a curated record. The transcript is spliced from 3 exons. Gene Ontology annotation, molecular function: RNA lariat debranching enzyme activity. Gene Ontology annotation, biological process: mRNA splicing, via spliceosome. Lineage: Eukaryota; Fungi; Ascomycota; Sordariomycetes; Xylariales; Hypoxylaceae. The coding region runs from base 115 to 2016 and encodes 633 amino acids. Gene Ontology annotation, cellular component: nucleus.